CAAGUAUAUUCAUGUACCUUGACGUUGACAGAAGUGAUACUUCAACUUCAUUGACAGUUUGGAAUUGUUAUAAAUAAUUGUAAAAAUUGUUUUAAAUACCACAUAAUUAUAUUAGAUUAAUCUCAGACGAACAUGGCGCUUUCGAUAGCUCUCCGACAUGCAAAUAAAUUUCAAGGUUAUUCCACCUUAUCAAAGUGCCUAUUGCCUUUCUAUAAUAAUGCGGCAAGCGUAACGUGUGCUUCGACACACACAUCAGAUUUCAAUAAACCACUUUUGCGCAACGGUAACAUAUCGAUACUACCAGCUGUUUGCUUUCUGACAACACCUAAUACAAUAUUUUCCAAUGUAAACAAAUCUGCAGUGAUAGCUCAAAAUGUGAGAAAAAUGUCUGGAGAAGACCAUCGAGCACUAUGGAAAAUAGAGAAAGGAAUUUCCGCACUGCUAGUUGGUCUUUUACCUGCAUGUGUUGCUUUUCCAAACCCAGUCCUGGAUAAUUUAACGGCAAUAUUAACUGUUGCACAUUUACAUUGGGGAAUGGAGGCAAUUGCGCAGGAUUAUUGUAGACCUAUCCUUGUUGGCAAUGCUGUUUCAAAAGUUGCACUUCUAGCAGUUUAUGUACUUACAACAACAACUCUUGGAGGAUUAUUAUUUUUCAAUUACUCAGAUAUCGGUAUUGGAAAAUUUGUCAGAGCAGUAUGGGCUCUACAAGGUUAAUGUAAAUAUUUUUAUAUCGUUAGAUUUGUUUAAAUUGUUCAAUUUGUAUAUACCUAACUUGAAAAUUUGUUUGUGCAGUAUUAAAUAAUAUUGAAAUGAGUGCAUA
Molecule: messenger RNA, 820 nt
Organism: Photinus pyralis (common eastern firefly)
Lineage: Eukaryota; Metazoa; Arthropoda; Insecta; Coleoptera; Lampyridae
Gene: SdhD
Product: succinate dehydrogenase [ubiquinone] cytochrome b small subunit, mitochondrial
Exons: 3
Coding region: 133-714 (193 amino acids)
Biological process (GO): mitochondrial electron transport, succinate to ubiquinone; tricarboxylic acid cycle
Cellular component (GO): mitochondrial envelope; membrane
Molecular function (GO): heme binding; ubiquinone binding
Source: RefSeq, a predicted model, not a curated record